ACGGAACAGCCGGUAGAGGAGGAACAGCCGAGCUCCGUCGACUGGUGGUCGCCGCCGAGGUCCCCGUUCGGGCUCCUGGAGGAGAUCCUUUGGUCCGACGAGUGGAAGCUCCUGGUGGCGUGCAUGAUGCUCAACUGCACGACUCGGUUGCAGGUGGACAGGGUGCUCUGGCGGCUGUUCCUCCUGGUGCCCACUCCCGAAGACGCCGUAGCGUUGGGAGCGUUGCGCGACGGUGGGAACGACGGUUUCGACGGCAAAUCCGGACUGGACCGCAUAGAGGAGAUUUUGCGUCCGCUCGGUCUACACCGCAAGCGCGCGAGGGCGCUGGUGAAACUGUCCGAGGACUACGUCGCGGCGAGGGGCGCCGCGCCUCUUCCGGGACCGCCGGGCGCGACCGGGUCCGACGACGACGACGACGACGGAGGAGGAGGACGAGGUUCUUUAGGAGGUUUUUUCGGGAGUUCUCGUCGGCUGAGCGCGCCGGUGGCUUCGCUUCACGGCGUGGGCGCGUACGCCUCGGACGCGCACGCGCUGUUCUGCGAGGGCACGCUGGGGGUGGCGCCCAGGGAUCACGCGUUGCGUUGGUGGUACGCGUGGGCGUUGGAACGAAGGGAGAGCGAGCGCAGGGAACGAAGGGCGGCGCGGGGUUGAGUCGCGGCAGGGUAACAACGCAAACGCGAAAAGUGCCUAAAGAUC
Messenger RNA from Micromonas commoda, 696 nucleotides. RefSeq lists its product with no specific name. The record is from RefSeq and is a predicted model, not a curated record. NCBI's taxonomy places the organism in Eukaryota, Viridiplantae, Chlorophyta, Mamiellophyceae, Mamiellales, Mamiellaceae. Gene Ontology annotation, molecular function: catalytic activity; DNA binding. Bases 124 to 651 code for a protein of 175 amino acids. Gene Ontology annotation, cellular component: nucleus. The transcript has a single exon. Gene Ontology annotation, biological process: DNA repair.